Gloeophyllum trabeum ATCC 11539 is the source of this 1487-nucleotide messenger RNA. RefSeq names its product mannosyltransferase. NCBI's taxonomy places the organism in Eukaryota, Fungi, Basidiomycota, Agaricomycetes, Gloeophyllales, Gloeophyllaceae. The transcript is spliced from 6 exons. The coding region runs from base 1 to 1455 and encodes 484 amino acids. The record is from RefSeq and is a predicted model, not a curated record. Gene Ontology annotation, molecular function: alpha-1,3-mannosyltransferase activity; GDP-Man:Man(1)GlcNAc(2)-PP-Dol alpha-1,3-mannosyltransferase activity.
AUGGCUUCGGACACGAAACGUCUCGCGGUUGCCUUUCUGCAUCCUGACCUAGGGCUAGGCGGUGCUGAACGAUUGGUGGUGGAUGCUGCGCUUGGGUUGCAGAAGCUGGGACAUUCCGUGGAUAUCUACACCUCCCACUACGACCCGUCUCACUGCUUCGAGGAAACGAAAGACGGAACCCUCCGAGUACACUGCCCGAGGCCCCCCUUCCCGAGGUCCAUCAAGGGCAAGCUUCACAUCCUGCUCGCCCACGCCCGACAACUGCACCUUACAUCCCAUAUAAUCCGAAAAUCCGCUUCGAAGUACGACGUAUUCUUCGUCGACCAGCUGUCGACAUGCGUUCCGAUAUUGCGCCUUUUAGCUGGCAAACGAGUGGUGUUCUACUGUCAUUUCCCGGAUAAACUGCUAGCAGACGGUGCUUACGUCGAAGGCAAGUCCGGACAGCAGGGAAGUCUGCUCAAGCGACUCUACCGGAUGCCUAUGGACUGGUUAGAGGAGGUUACUACCAGUCAAGCUGACGUUAUUAUCGCCAAUUCCAAAUUCACUGCGAGCGUUUUCAAAAAACACUUUAGAAGCAUUCGAGUGAAUCCGCGUGUCAUAUAUCCAGGUGUCAAUCUGUCGGCAUACGAGUCUUCGCCUGACUGGGACGAUCCUGACGUACGCCAAGUCGUCUCGGAUCGGCCUACGUUGCUCUCCCUCAAUCGAUUUGAAAAGAAGAAGAAUACCGCGCUGGCAGUCGACUCGUUUGCCCUCUUCCGGAGGCGCUUGUCGGAACAGUCUUCGAUACCUAUGGAGACAUUACGACUGGUUAUCGCAGGCGGAUAUGAUCCACGGCUGGAAGACAAUAUGAUGACAUUGGUUGGCCUUAUCGACCGAGCGAAAGCCAAGUCGCUGUCGUAUACCAUCAUCCAACCUUCCUCGUCCAAAGUUACCAUUCCUCCUUUCAACAUGAAACCCGAGAACCCCGAUAUCAUUCUCCUCCUGAACUUCACUACUGCCCAACGAUCGGCCCUCUUAUCCUCGGCGUCCACCCUUGCCUUGCUCUACACACCUACUAAUGAACAUUUCGGUAUCGGACCAAUAGAGGGGAUGGUCUCUGGUCUUCCAGUCCUGGCGUGCGACUCUGGCGGCCCGACUGAGAGUAUCAUCGAUUCACCCGCGUCAGAGCGCACUGGAUGGCUCCGUCCUCCCGACGAAAACCUGUGGGCGGACGCGUUAGUUGAGAUUGUCAGUUUGUCGAAAGACGAGCGCGCAUUGCUUGCUGGACGAGGUCGCAGUCGUGCGAGGGAAAUGUUCGGGAUGGACGCUAUGGCGUUGAGUUUGGAGGAUGCAUUACGGGAAGCUGUGGCGUUGGGCCCGGUACCUGGCGUGGGUGCUUUGACGCCCCUAUUGGGAUUUCUCCUCGCUUUCCUUCUAGGAUUAGUCCUGAACUCAUUGCUCGGGAGGUCUACUUGAACAUAGAGAUACUUAAUUGGUUUGAAGGUUCU